AUGGUACCAUUUAGUAGCGUGGAGGAGUGCAACAAUGAGCUGGUGUCUGGGAGGGCGAGAGUGGUGGUGUCUGGGAGGGCGAGAGUGGUGGUGUCUGGGAGGGCGAGAGUGGUGGUGUCUGGGAGGGCGAGAGUGGUGGUGUCUGGGAGGGCGAGGGUGGUGGUGGAUGAAGACCCUUACCUGGAUUUGUUGACAGCACACAUUUCUGCCUUCCAUCCCACACCCCUCCAUCUUGUGGAGGAGUACAGCAGUGCGCUGGUGACUGGGAGGGCGAAGGUGGUGGUGGACGAGGACCCUUACCUGGACCUGCUGCGAGCCAACCACUGCAGCAUGGCGCAAGUCAAGCAGCCCUACUCCUUCCUCAGCAUGGCAUUCGCGUUCCAAAAAGGCUCCCAACUGCGCAGGGACAUCUCAGCAGCGAUUCUCCACCUCACUAUGACAGGCGAGCUGGAUCGACUGCAGCAGGACUACCUCCUGGGAGGGCCUCGCCAGUGCCCCGACACGCUCAUGCCCGAGGCCCCAGCAGUGCUGGCGAAUGAGAACUUCUGGGGGCUGUUUGUGGGGUAUGCCGUGGUGUCGCUCGCGUGCUGCCUGCUGUACGUCGGGCUGCUGGUGUUCCGCGGUGCCAUGGUGGCGAGGGAGCUGUCGCGGCAACAAGCCAAGUCAUACAAUACAGACAUGGUGGAAUUCGUUCCAGCGAAUCAGCCAGCGAAUCAGCCAGCGAAUCAGCCAGCGAAUCAGCCAGCGAAUCAGCCUGCACACGUGGCGCUGGCUCCUGCCGUUUCCUUCAAGGUUGAUGCGCUAGAUCUUAUAGAGGAGCUUGGAGAUGAAGAGGAGGAUGAGGAUGAAGAUGAAGAUGAAGAUGAAGAUGAAGAUGGGGAUAACUUAUACUCUGCCCAUUUGAAGGGUGACCAUGCUGAUGAUGGGAAUGGUGGGGGUGGUGCGAAGGGGACCAACCAGCAGCAUGCACUGGCAGUUUUGAGUCGAUUCUUUGAGACGCCUCAAAAUUCGCCCAACCUCCGCUCCUCUCUUGCUGUUCACCCCCCACCACCUCCCUCCACAGGGUCAAGAGUGGAGCAAGGAGCGCCACGCACGUGCAUCUGUCCCUGGUAUCAUUGCCUCUACCUCUGGUAUUAA
Molecule: messenger RNA, 1137 nt
Organism: Closterium sp. Yama58-4
Lineage: Eukaryota; Viridiplantae; Streptophyta; Zygnematophyceae; Desmidiales; Closteriaceae
Source: the annotation of a GenBank genome assembly